AGUGUCAGUCUCUUACUAUUUUCUACUAGGGGUUGUAGAGUAUACGGCGUUUAAGUACAGUGAAUGCGAAGUACCAGGACCAGACGAUCUCGUUUUGCUGGCAAUAGCUAGUCGUAGUGUUGGAGUCGCAGGCUUUCGUCCUGGCGCAGUAACCUUCAAUCGCACCCAGAUGGCAGCCUCUCCAUGCAAUCGGCGCGGCAACGGCAACACCAUGGGUGCCGCGGGUCGCCGCGCGCUCUUUUUGAUACAGGUGCUUCUGGCGACAGUCUGGGUCGGGGAGGCUGCGCCGAAAGUAAAACUCUAUGUUUCAGCACCGUUCUACGAAAAGCAAAACUGUAGCACUUCAUCCGCACACCACGCUUGGCAGCUAUCUGCCCUGCACGUACUAGAAGUGAAAGUAGCUGAAUGCAUUAUCCUGCUUGCGGGCACAUCGAGCAUGCUGCUGGUGACUAGUCUGUCGUACUAAAGUCCCUCCUUGGAGGCCGGAUUGAAUAGCGUGUUUUCUUGUAUAUUGUACGUUUUGCAUGAAGAGGCGGAAAGAGCGCACGCAAUUGCAAUUUGUCUACGUAAAAUAGAUUCUUGCUGCACCGGCAACAUGUUUUUUGGACCGCCAAAUGGAUGCCUGAUCUAUCAGAUUGGUAAGAAGCGCAUUAAGGGCAGAUAUUUAAAGUACCAGUAAUGCAUGAACUCUCGGUCCAGAAUAUGCUCCCAGCACGUGGUGCGUAUACAAUGGUGUGCUUUUCUGCUGCAUAUCGUCGGGAUGGCCGAGUUCGAGUUUGAGGACAAGAUGCAGAAAGUCAAAGACUGGAUCUUCCAGUUGCAUCCCAACGGACCGAAAAAGGGCCGACGGUACGAUGUUUGUUAUUCCGGUCAUUAUAUGCAUCAGUUUCGAAUCAGCCGUUGCUGCAGGAUCAUUUCAUCUACUCGCUUGAGUCCCUCAUCGUGAAGAUUGCCACGAGCACAAACUCACAGUCGCACCACCACUGCGCUGAUAAUUCUUCAUAAAGCUGGCUUUGAAUGGAAACUUCUGUCCAUCGUCGACAGGUUUGCAUCGCUCAAAAGUUGUCCCUGGAAUCACCUUCGGCCCAGUUUCUUUUGGUCCCGGUUCGAGCGAAAAUAUUGUACCUAAGUAGGCAAUCAAGAUUUUUAUACUCAAUCAUAAUACGCAGGUACAUGAUCAAAGGAAAAGACUUUCUUGCUGUUGAGAGCACAACUGCACGUCCAGGAAGUUCUGACCUCACGAUGACCAUACGGGAUAACCUGACGAGCCGCGGCCCGGACCUCAUUGCCUUCGCAGAGAUAUCAGAGAAAAAAAAGCUAGCACAUCGAGUUUGCAUUUUCGUAGGUGGAUGUUGCGAUAUCUGUUUCGUAAAUUGUGUGGAUGCAUGAUGUGCGUCUUCGUCAGCUUACAUACUCGCCCACUGCAGCUGCAGGAGCUUCUCUGCAAGCGCGAUUCCCUCAAGAUACGUGUAGCAGCUUUUGCCCUCUGAUCAUGCAUAAUGAGCGAAAUACACAUAGAUGACAUUAAAUCUUUACUGAUGUGCUUCGUGCACAAAUGCCUGAGGUGCUACAACGCUUUGAGAAUUUUAUACACAAGUCAAGCGGAAAAAGGACGGGCCAUCCCGAUCAUGAAUUCCCACGAUGACCAUAUUGCUGCGGGAAAUUCUGACUGCGAGACGAAAUCCAAUGUUGCACUGGGCUCGGGAUCGACGAUUGCAACAUGAAGGCACCCAGAGCACGGGGUCUCAGUUUGCGGCUGUAGGCGCCCGGUUCUGCAAAACAGGAAUGAGCGGAAGCUUGAUAGGUGAGCCGGUGCCACGAAGUGCGCUGCCUCCUGCUGUUUUCGGAAGUUCGAAAAAGAUGUAAGUCGUACCAUUCCAUGCCACCUGAUACUGAUGGGGCAGCCACCGCAAGUGCAACUUGAAGCGUAAUGCAAAAUCAUGUGUUUAUGCUGACGGAGGUUAUGAUGUGAAUCCGUUUUCGGCUAUUAUUUAUGAACAGAACUGUGCAGGAAUGUGGCAGCUGCAGUUCACGUGGAAAAUAAGUUCGCUGUAACAUCUGUAAAUCCGAACAUUGUCAGAGCUUUCUCAACUUUAUAAGACGAUGAAAAGCGUUUUUUCGUCGUCCCCAUCUCUCCCAAUGGCAUGUACUAAGUAAGGAAAAUAAAGGAUGCGAGCGCCAUCGCGUUGGGAAAGUGAGUCAGCCUGCAUCACACUCACUGACGCUCUUCUACUGCGUCAGAUUGAUAUCGCACUGAGAUGAUGAUCGUGAAUGAUGUGCAGCAAGAGCAGAAACUUUGGAACAGGUCCGGUUUUGCUACGCACUUUCUGUUUCUCAAGAAAAAGUAAUCGAACACUUGCACUGCUUGCUUCCCGUCGUAGUAAUCGAGAUCUCAACGAAAGUGUUAUAUUCAUUUACCUGAGCUCACAAUUACUGGUCCUGACGUUCUGCAAGAGAACG
Messenger RNA from Amoebophrya sp. A120, 2460 nucleotides. The record is from the annotation of a GenBank genome assembly. NCBI's taxonomy places the organism in Eukaryota, Dinophyceae, Syndiniales, Amoebophryaceae.